Microplitis demolitor is the source of this 800-nucleotide messenger RNA. RefSeq names its product lysosomal-associated transmembrane protein 4A. The transcript has 5 exons. Lineage: Eukaryota; Metazoa; Arthropoda; Insecta; Hymenoptera; Braconidae. The record is from RefSeq and is a predicted model, not a curated record. The coding region runs from base 141 to 674 and encodes 177 amino acids.
CGUUUAAAUGAGAAAAUAGCUUCUGGCGAGCAUUGCGGCGAAACUAUUCAACGGUGGAAUAAUACGUAAUAAUAUAAUAUCUAACAACUGUUUUCAUCAUUUUUUAUAACUAAUAAAGACAAAUAAUUUCAUCUUACAAGAUGCAAAUUAAAACCUUCUGUGGGUGCUGCUCGCUACAAAUCGGUAGCAUAAUCAUAGGGGUCUUAAGUUUGUUAUUUGGACUAUCAUUAUUAAUACUUCAAACUGUUGCUUUAAAUCACAUUGAAGAUAAUCCAAAUCCCGAAUUUCGAAUGGGUACAUACUUUGUUAUAAAAGGUGUUAUCGCAACUGUCAUAGCAUUUUUUGUCAUUUGGUUGAUAUUAUCUACGCUACUUAUUAUUGGAACUAUUAAGCGAAAAGCAAGCUAUGUGUUUCCCUUUGUAUGUUUGUCAUUCUCUAACGUAUUGGGUGAACUCGCAGCUUCUAUUGGUAUAAUAAUAUUUACAUUGCAAUAUCCACUGCCAGCAACAGCGAUGUACGUGAAUUUCCUCAUUAUUUCAUUGUUUAUGGGUCUCUACGUCUACGUCUGGCUUGUAGUAUACAGUUUCUACCACGAGUUGAUUCGUGAAAAAUUCGGCUACUCACUAAAUCGUGAAGGAAAAAUAUAUGAACCAUAUAAAGGUCACAAUGUUUAAUUAAAUUUUAAAAAUAACGUGAUACCAAAAUUUCAAUAAUUUUUUUUAUAUAUUGUUCAUAAAAUUGAAAUAUAUUAUUAUCAACUGCUGUUAUAUGUGAUAUCUAUAUAAAAAAUUUUAAAGGUA